This is a messenger RNA of Cimex lectularius (bed bug), 1459 nucleotides long. It is a transcript of the gene Synd, whose product is annotated as protein kinase C and casein kinase substrate in neurons protein 1. The record is from RefSeq and is a predicted model, not a curated record. Gene Ontology annotation, molecular function: protein binding; phospholipid binding. Gene Ontology annotation, biological process: cytoskeleton organization; plasma membrane tubulation; regulation of endocytosis. The coding region runs from base 9 to 1448 and encodes 479 amino acids. NCBI's taxonomy places the organism in Eukaryota, Metazoa, Arthropoda, Insecta, Hemiptera, Cimicidae. The transcript is spliced from 9 exons. Gene Ontology annotation, cellular component: endosome; cytoplasm; plasma membrane.
CCCGUAGGAUGUCACACCACAGUGAUGACACUAUGCUUAUGCCAAGCAGUGAUAGUUUCUGGGAACCUGGAAACUAUAAGAGAUCAACCAAAAGAAUAGAGGAUGGGUAUAAGUUAUGUACAGACUUAAUAACAUUAGUGCAAGAACGCGCAGACAUAGAAAAGGCCUAUGCUAAGAGUUUAAAGAGCUGGUCCAGAAAAUGGAAUGACUUAAUAGAAAAAGGCCCUGAAUACGGUACAACCCAGGCAGCAUGGAAAGGUGUUCUAGUUGAAGCUGAUAGAUUGUGUGACCUACAUCACAAAGUUAAAGAUGAUUUAUGCAACGAAGUAAUACAGAACGUUAAGUCUUGGCAGAAAGAUACUUACCACAAGUCUAUAAUGCAAAUAAAGGAGAGGAAAGAAAUUGAGGACGCUUUUAAAAAGGCUCAGAAGCCAUGGGCUAAACUUUUAGCGAAAGUCAACAAAGCCAAAACUGAUUACCACAGUGCUUGCAAAACGGAAAAGUCUGCAUCAAACCAAGAACGCAAUGCUAAUGGCGAUAACAGUAUUUCAGUUGAUCAGAUUAAGAAGAUGCAAGAUAGAGUAACAAAAACAAAGGAAGAUGUACAAAGAUGCAAGGAGAAGUAUGAAAUUGCUUUACAAGAGUUGAACACUUACAACCCAAAAUACAUGGAAGAUAUGACUGUUGUUUUUGAAAAGUGCCAAUCACUAGAAGCAGAUCGUUUACAAUUUUUUAAAGAAACUCUAUUUUCAUUGCAUAAGUGUCUAAAUAUAUCCCAGGAUCCAAUAUUGCCACGUCUCUAUGAUGAGUUUUAUCAUACAAUAAGCAAUGCUGAUCAUGAAAAAGAUUUAAAGUGGUGGUCAAACAAUCAUGGUGUUAAUAUGGCAAUGAACUGGCCUCAAUUCGAAGAUUAUACGGAAGAGUUUCGAGAUAUAGCCAAGGGAAAAUCAAAGGACUCCAUCCCUGCAGGAAGCAUCACAUUAAUAAACCAGCGGCCAGUCGGAGAAGAUAUGCCUGAAUAUCCACCUGUCAAUGCGAAGGUUCCAACACAGAGAAAACCAGGGACGACCCCUGCUGUGAAUGCUCGAAUGAUAGAUGGUGGUGAUGGAAAGAUCGAUUUGCCAAAGUCUCCAGAGACGAAGACAACAUCAAGAGGCUUAAGUGACAGUAAUCCAGCUUUGAAUGGUAAUAAUCAAACAACUGAAUCAAACCCAUUUGACGAAGAUGAAUGGGACGAGGGUGGUGAGGUAUUGGUCGACACUGGAGAGCCUGGUGUGCCAGUCAGAGCAUUAUACGAUUACGAAGGAGCUGAAAGUGAUGAACUUUCAUUUAAACAAGGUGACACGUUUGAAAAACUAGAAGAUGAAGAUGAACAAGGUUGGUGCAAAGGGAGAAAAGAGGGCCGUGUCGGUCUUUAUCCGGCUAAUUAUGUUGAACCAGUAGCUUAAUUAAAUAAGAG